AGCCCGGACUGAGGAUUUGUUGGUGCAGCGUAGACUCAGAGAGUGAGAGGGUUUGAAGCAAGGAGACCCCGGACUCACGGUUUUUAUUUUUUUACAGUUCACCUCAUUGUCGGCAAGUUUUUUAAACUAUUUAACCGGAGAGAGUCAAGUAAAAGUCCGCCUGAAGGUCUCCUAUCAGCCGGGGCAUUCAGCCGUGUCGGAUCAUUAGUUGUUUCUUGUAGUUUUGACAGAGGUCGUUCCCAGAGCGAAACAAACGCUCAACAGCCCCGUUUGGAUUAUUAUUCAGUGGACGUGUGUUGUUCAGGGAUAAACUCAACCCUGCUUCGUCUUUUAAAGACUUCUACUAAAAGUUUGGACUGCUGUCAAAGCUCACCUCUUCGUGUCUUUUAGGUAUGCCUGGGGUCAUCAGCGUGUCUCCGGACAGGUAACCAGGUGUCUUGUUGCUGUCAUGGCCUCGCCACCCCUGAGGCUGUUUCCUGACAUUUUGCUAACAGCCCUGGUGGUGUUGGUGUCGUCUUCAGAAGACCAUGAGUGGCACUUUAACCCAGCUCAGUGUCGUUACGCCCUGGGAAUGGAGGAUGGCACCAUCCCAGACUCUGACAUCACAGCCUCCAGCGCCUGGUCCGACUCUACUGAGGCCAAACAUGGAAGGUUGAGCACUGGAGAGGGAGAUGGAGCAUGGUGUCCUGCAGGAGCGGUUUUCCCCAGUGGAUCAGAAUAUCUCCAGGUUGACCUGCAUAAACUCCACUUCCUGGCUCUGGUUGGUACCCAGGGUCGUCAUGCUGAUGGGCACGGUCAGGAGUUCGCCCGCAAUUAUCGGCUCCGUUAUUCCCGAGACGGAGUGAAAUGGAUGACCUGGAAGGACCGGUGGAGCCAGGAAGUGGUGUCAGGGAAUGAGAACACCUAUGAUGUUGUGCUGAAAGACCUGGGCCCUCCGAUUGUGGCACGCAUGGUGCGCUUUUUCCCCCUGGCUGACCGGGUUAUGAGUGUGUGCCUUCGGGUUGAGCUCUAUGGUUGUGUUUGGAACGAUGGGUUGAAAGAUUACACAGCUCCAGUGGGUCACGUCAUGCACCUGUCUGGCAUGCCUAUCUAUCUAAAUGACUCCACUUAUGAUGGAAGCACUGAGCAAGGGAUGCAGUUUGGAGGCCUGGGUCAGCUCUGUGAUGGCGUCCUGGGAGGAGACGACUUCAUUCAAACCAAGGAGCUGAGGGUGUGGCCUGGGUAUGACUACCUGGGCUGGAGCCGGGAAGCCCUCGGGCAAGGCAGCGUGGAUAUCGAGUUCCACUUUGAGAAACCGCGUGUCUUCCACAAAAUGCAGGUGCACAGUAACAACCGCCAUACCCAAGGUGUGCGAGUCUUCAGCAAGGUCGAGUGUCUUUUUAAACCUAACAUCCUCCAGCCUUGGUCUUCUCCUGCCCUCACUCUGCCUGUGCCCCUCGAGGACCUUAAGGACCCCUCCUCACGACCCAUCUCCCUCCCGCUGGGGGCCCGGCCGGCUCAGAUCCUGCGCUGCAAAUUCUUCUUUGCUGACCAAUGGCUGCUCAUCAGCGAGAUAUCCUUCCUCUCUGAGCCGUUUGAGGAAGAUGCAACAGAAAAGGGUUCAUUUCCUCCUAAUCUCCCAAAGAUUCCGACCACCACUUCUUCUUCUUCUCUUCUCAACCACACCUCCUCCUCUACCACAUCAGGUCGCAGUUCCUCCAACACCACCGCCGACCCAUCUGAACCCCCCACCACCACCAACCUUUUCAUGACGGACACCACUGGUAACUGGACGCUGUCAGAUCCAGAAUUUGCUGCACAGACUCCGAGGGCAGGACUUCCCGUAGCCAAGGAUGACAGCAGUAAUACAGCUAUAUUGAUUGGCUGCCUGGUGGGCAUCAUUCUUCUGCUGUUGGCUGUGAUUGCUGUCAUUCUGUGGAGGCAGUACUGGAAAAAGAUACUGGGCAAAGCUCAGGGAAGUCUUUCCAGUGAUGAGCUGCGGGUUCACCUGUCAGUCCCGUCAGAUAACGUUGUCAUCAACAACACACACAGCUACUCGAGCCGCUACCAACGCAUCCACACAUUCCCUGAUGACCGCGACCAUGACAGAGAGGGAGAAGGAGAGUACCAAGAACCAAGCGCUCUGCUACGGCCAAGGGAUCAGAGAGACAGCACAGUCUUGCUGUUAAAAAACAACCCAGCAUAUGACCUGCUCAUGUCAGAUCACAGAAAAGGUGCAAGAUCCCUGGUAGUCCCCAGCACCUCUCAGGCUCAGGAAAAGAGCCUCAAUGUGCCUCAGGCAUGUGGUUUGGACUUGGACAUGGAGAAAGGUUUCCCUCCAACUCAAGAAGAGCCUCCUCCCUAUCCUGGCUCCCCUCCCUACCCCUCCCUGUCUCCUCCUGUGUCUCCCCCGCUACCUCCCAGUGUUCCUCACUAUGCUGAGGCAGACAUUGUGAGCCUGCAGGGUGUCAGUGGGAACAACACCUAUGCCGUGCCUGCCUUGGCCUCCUCGAGCCCUGGGGCUGAUGCCACUCCGCUGCCAGAGCUGCCACGGCAAUUUCUCAUUUUCAAGGAGAAACUUGGAGAGGGACAGUUUGGAGAGGUUCACCUGUGUGAAAUCGAGAGCCCUCAGGACCUUCCCAACCUGGAGUUCCCCUUCAAUGUUAGAAAAGGUCGCCCUCUACUGGUGGCAGUGAAGAUACUGCGCCCGGACGCCUCUAAGAAUGCCAGGAACGACUUCCUGAAAGAGGUGAAGAUCCUUUCUCGCCUGAAGGACCCGAACAUCAUCCGUCUACUGGGAGUGUGUGUGAGCAGCGAUCCUCUAUGCAUGGUCACAGAGUACAUGGAGUGUGGAGACUUGAACCAAUAUCUGUCUCACCGAGUGCUUCUAGACAAGACAGGGCCUUCACACAGCGCGCCAACCAUCAGUUACCCAGCACUCAUCUCCAUGGCCAGCCAGAUUGCAUCAGGAAUGAAGUUCCUCUCCUCCCUGAACUUUGUGCACCGGGAUCUGGCUACCCGCAACUCUCUGGUCGGGGGUGAUAAGGGCGAGAGCGGAGAGGAUCCGAGUGGUGAACGUCACAUCAAGAUAGCUGACUUUGGCAUGAGCAGGAACUUGUAUGCUGGCGAUUACUACAGGAUCCAGGGUAGAGCUGUGCUGCCAAUACGCUGGAUGGCCUGGGAGUGUAUACUCAUGGGAAAGUUCACCACAGCAAGUGAUGUGUGGGCAUUCGGGGUCACUCUGUGGGAGAUGCUGAGUGUUUGUCAGGAGCAGCCGUACUCCAACCUCACAGACGAACAAGUCAUCGACAACGCUGGCGAGUUCUUCAGAGACCAGGGCAGACAGGUGUAUCUGAGCAAGCCGGCUGUGUGUCCUCAGGGUCUCUAUGAGCUCAUGUUGAGCUGCUGGAACAGAGACUGCAAGCUCCGUCCAUCCUUCGCCUACAUCCACUCUUUCCUCACUGAGGACGCCAUGAACAUGGUGUGAGGAGAGUUGCACAACAAGGAGAAAGAAAACACUAUGGAGGGGGAAAUGGCUGGCAUGUUUGUGCAUCUUUGCUACAGAGGGAGGGUGUGGUGGAGGUGCUGCAGAGCAGAGCAAAGGGAGAGUGGGUUGCUUGCUUUUAUAUUUGUACUUUUUUUGGGUGGAUGGGGCUGAGACACCGCUGGUUCGGUUUAUUUCCACAUCAGACCCUUACCCCAAAGCCAAAAGUGAGCUUUUGAUGGGCAACAGUCCGAGCUACAUUUCACAGAGGUUGGUGGUGGGCGCAGUCUGCAUAGGAACUUUCUCUCUACUCAGAUACUUAACAUGUAAGGAGUGUUUAUGUGACUGAUGACACAAGAGAUGUAGAGGUUAAACAUCAGAAAAUAAUUCAAAUAACAACCAUAGCAAGCUAGGAAAUGAAGAGUUUUUAAGUUUUAUGACUUUUACAUAUUCAUAAUCUCAAAGACUAUACACAGGGUAACAGGUGAAGGUACACAACAUACAACUUCUGUCCACUAAACACCCAAAGUUAACUAAUUAAAGUUAAUGCCCAGUGAUCGUCUUAGUAUUUAUAGUACACAAAUCCUGCUGUACACAUUUGAAUCGGUGUCAUCCACUCAGAUUCAUCCAAAGGUCAGAUCUUUUAGCCCACGAGACACAAAAUUAUUAUAAUCAGCUGAAAGUCUUUGAUACGACCUUCAGACAUCUGUGCUGACUGUUUCCCACAUCCAAAGCUUCAACUCAAAGUUAUCGUGGACUAAUGUGAAAUAACCCUGACCAGACAACAGCAGCCCCCCUUCUGUAUGUUUGGUCUAAAUAACCAACCCCCUCUGAAGUCGAAAAGUCAGAGCCCCAUCUCUGAGCCACAGACAGAAGAAAAUAAUGCCAAAUGGACUUCUCAAACCUGACAACAAUGGUACAGAAAAGAAGAGUCUGCUGCUGCCACUGAGAUGUGACCCGCUAACUGGAACAUCUUUUCCAAGCAGAGACAACAAUGCCAGCUGGAGCAGCGGACACAAAGUCUUCAUAUGAGUUUGCUCGGGUGUUUUGGGCAAUUGUUUCGUGUCUGACUGUGAUCGAGACACAAAGGAUAGAGGUAAAAUUCCAAAACCAGCUGCACUUUAAAUCCUACAUGCACAUCUCUAGCAACGACAAAACUCUUCUCUGUGAGGGGCGUGAGAUGAUUCAUGUUGACUUGGAUUCAAAUGUUUCAAACCUGCAAAAAUGUCAAAUAUUUUCAAGGAGAGAUCAAAUUCAGGACAGUCUUUCUGCCUUUCUCUCAAGAGGCCAAAACAAUAAGAUGUAAAAUAUUAUUUUAAAACAUGGAUUGGCACCAUCAGUUCAUCUCAUAUUAAAUGUAUGAAAACAUUUUGUUUCGUUUGUUGAGACAUGUUUCCUCAUCAAAUCAGCUUUUGCUCAUCCAUACACAUUACCAUAACAAAACAUGCAGUUAUGGUAUUUGAGUCCUGAUUUGAGUGUGAAUACCAUUAACUUCUGUAUUAUCCGGUGUAAGUACAUUAAGCUGACUGCGGUAGAAUCAAUCAUCUACCUUACUGAUUGUUUAGCACUGUAAAUCAGUCCUGAGAUGAUCAUCAAGUAAUACAUGUUUACUGAUUGUGAAUGGUCCUGACAACUAAGUCAUUUUGAUACACUGUAGUUCAACUAAACCCAUAUUUUUAUAUAUAUACUGUAUGUAUUUUGUCCUUAGUGUCUCUGAACUUGAUCAUUAUAGUAUGUACAUAUUUUAAGGACAGAAGUGUCAUUUCCUUUACCAAUAUAUGGAAAACUCUUUGUUACAUUUGGGGUCUUCUGUAUCUCUGUAGAACGCUUGCUACCUUGAUGCUAUUGUAAUUCAUUGUCUAUUUUUGUAGAUGUUUUAAUAAAGUAAACCUUUUCAGAUA
Labrus bergylta (ballan wrasse) is the source of this 5364-nucleotide messenger RNA. It is a transcript of the gene ddr1, whose product is annotated as discoidin domain receptor tyrosine kinase 1. Gene Ontology annotation, molecular function: protein tyrosine kinase collagen receptor activity; ATP binding; collagen binding. Gene Ontology annotation, cellular component: signaling receptor complex; plasma membrane. NCBI's taxonomy places the organism in Eukaryota, Metazoa, Chordata, Actinopteri, Labriformes, Labridae. The record is from RefSeq and is a predicted model, not a curated record. Gene Ontology annotation, biological process: multicellular organism development; positive regulation of kinase activity; protein phosphorylation.